AUGAUUGGAAGUGUGACAAGUGAGCAGUACACCACUGUGAAGAAAAUACAGCGUACAUUGUUGGGUACACAAUCUACAAUCCCACGCCGGGAACCACUAGAUUUGUCCUCUAUCGGUCUCAUAAAUUUUUUGGGGAGGAAAGAAGCAAAACUUCGAUCACUUGUGAGAGGUGUAGAUAUUAGCAUACAUGAAUCUCUCCAACCUCUUGGGUUCUUGGUAGAGUUCAUGAGUUUUAUUGUAGGUGGUCUAACAGUUGAGGCAGAUAAAAUAGGGGAGGCUGUAUGCGAUACGAGAAAGGUUGCAGCCACUUUAGCCCAUGAAAUCCAGCGAUGUGAAGUGGAACUAGAGUACAGACAUCAGUACAGCGGUACCAAUGUUACUCGGGCAUUGGCACAAUUUUAUCCCACACAGCGUGUCUAUUCUUCUAGUGCUGUAUCUAGUAGUGGUGGAGGGAAUCAUCUGCAGGAGCUCACUCAGGCUAUCUCAGAAGACCGCGUUCGUUUGCGGGAGACCAAAAGCAAACUUAAAGCGCUAGUCUUAGUGCAACGUUUUCUUUGGGGAUCUGGUAAUGUGCCACAAGAAGAUGUUGAACAUGUGCAGCAAGACUUUGGUGUUACACUCGCUAUUCGUCGAUUUAACCACAAACUGAGGGAUAUCAUGCUUCCACUCAGUGAAGAAGCGCAAAAUUCACUCGGUUGUUUGAAUUCUCUUCAAGAAUUUAUUGCUCAUGUCGACAUUGGUCUUUCAGCAGCAACAGAAGAUUUGGAUAUAUGUCUUGUAUCGUUAAAAAAAAAUAUUCUAAUGCAACAGGAAGACUCACGUGUUCGUCGUAUUGAGGCAUUGCGAGAUAAAUCUUCACUUGAGUCCUCUUCAUCGAUUCAUUUUGCUCGACCUUUAGAACGGAAGUUUGUACCUACAAUGGAAACUGAAGAACUCAGUAAAUUGUAUUGUUCGUAG
Messenger RNA from Trypanosoma theileri, 957 nucleotides. RefSeq lists its product as uncharacterized. The coding region runs from base 1 to 957 and encodes 318 amino acids. NCBI's taxonomy places the organism in Eukaryota, Euglenozoa, Kinetoplastea, Trypanosomatida, Trypanosomatidae. The record is from RefSeq and is a predicted model, not a curated record. The transcript has a single exon.